Molecule: messenger RNA, 1679 nt
Organism: Amyelois transitella
Lineage: Eukaryota; Metazoa; Arthropoda; Insecta; Lepidoptera; Pyralidae
Exons: 6
Coding region: 1-744 (247 amino acids)
Source: RefSeq, a predicted model, not a curated record
AUGGCCCCAGUAAAAUUUGGGCUUUUCAAAGCUCGUAGCCGGGAUCAGGAGCAGCCGUCUACAGAAAACCUGUUAAUCAGCGACACCACCCCCAGCUCGCCUGUCCCCACUACCAGCAAAGGUCUGAUGGAGGACCUGACCCCCGCAGACAUAGCUGACUUGCACAUUGAUAGCGACGAUGACGAGAUUUCCGAAAAACCAACAUCGACUCGGAGAAUCAGUGACUGCAGUCGGUUAGAAGAUAAUCAGAUGAACUACCACCCCCUACAAAAUCAAACAUCUACCGACGCCACAUCAGUCUCCACUCUCCAAGAUUUAGACGAAAACUUCUUCGACAACACUGACGAUCUAAUUGAUGACGGGGCGACAUCAUGCGAUGCUUACUCCAUACAGUUUGACGAAAGCUCAUUGGCUGCCAGCGAGGAUCUGUCAGUGUACUGUGGCACGCUUAAGAAGCCUAAGAAGAGUAGGAGUAAAGAGGAACAACAGAUGAGGGAUAUUGAUAUGUGGAGGGCGAGCAAUGUGGAAGUUAUGCAGAACCUUCUAAGCAGAAGUGGCACCCUUGACGAGCAGAUCAAGUGGGAGGCCAUCGCGACCGCCCGGGGUCUCUGCACAUUGACUGACAGCUGCACAUGCGGAGACUGUACUAGGGCGAAAUAUUUAGCAGGAGUCACAGAUGGCGAUGGCGGUCUUGGAGCAGCCCCGCUAUUCAACGCUAUCAGCGUAGGCUGUCAAAUACAAUGAAUUUACUUGGAUGACAUCCUAGUUUUCAUUCUUCGAAUCGCGAUUCAAUCCUUAUUAUCGCGUUUUAAUGGAUUGCUGAAACCAAAUAUCAUCUCAUUAAUUGUUUAUUUAUUAAUUUUGUUAUGAAGUAGAGGGGAAAAGAUGCAAAAUUUGGUCGACCUCGAUUUGAUGGUAAGCUGUGGUGAUGUCCAUCUUGGUCAUAAUUUCUUUAAAGUUGAGAUGUUUUAUGAGAAGCUAAACGGCGUUGUUGUAAAUGGAAUGAGACUGCUUAUACAGUGACUGAAUGGUAAUUGUCUUGUAAGAACUCUGUUUAAAGUAAAUACGAUGUAAUGUAUGUAGUAAUUUUGUAUGACGGUAAAUUAUCUUAAAUGUAAAAAUCCUCUUUGACAAAAUGUCCUUGAUACGCAUCAAGUUCGGAGAUAUUUCAUAUUAUUUGGAUACAGAUUUGACUGAAUUAUUGAAAUGAAUAUAGAAAAGAGGAGAGAAGAAAAAUUUUAUCCAUAACUAGUUGCGAAUUAACGGCGAAAUCCGGAGAAUGCGUUAAAGAAAUUUCUUGAUCUUAAUUUUAUCUAAUUGAGAAAUAUUUAUUUGUGCCAUAUUCAAUAAAAAGGUUCCUCUAUCUUUCUUCCAGCUUACUCGUUAUUGCUGAUUAUUAUUUUAUAAGUUUUCUAGCUGUUAGAGAAAGUAAGUAAUUGUUAUUUUAAGAAACCAACGCAUAUUUCGUUACUUUUAGGUGCUAUCAAUAUCAAAUACAAUUCAAUUUCGUUGAAGUAAGAAAUGAUUUUGUGUUAAGUGUUUUAGCCACCUUUUAGCUUUGUUAUCAUUAAAAAAGAGGCACUUUUUAAUUACGAAUAAAAUUAAUGCGUGUUAUUUUAAUACUUAGUCACUUUUUAGACACGAGGUUUAAUGUACUUAAACGUUCACUUUGAAACAAG